Gryllus bimaculatus (two-spotted cricket) is the source of this 1286-nucleotide messenger RNA. Lineage: Eukaryota; Metazoa; Arthropoda; Insecta; Orthoptera; Gryllidae. The record is from the annotation of a GenBank genome assembly.
UUUAUCAAACAUAGAACGGAGCUUCGAAACACGCGCUCUGAUUGGUCUCUGUCUAUCUUACAGAGUGAGUACACAGUCAAAGUUUAGGUCUGGUCCGUCGCCUAUAAAAUCUGCCUUCCAGAACUUGAAUGAUUAGUGAUUUAUUGCCAAUAGAACCUUGCAGUUCAUUGUCUCGCCAUGAGUCAGAAUGGGAAAGAAUCUUCUUCCAAACAACAUCAUCAUCAUCAUUCUAAUCAUUUUCAUGAUUCUGUUGAUGACAUAACCACAUUACCGACAGAGAGUUCGGGUGCUGAGAAGGAAGCCCGGAACUCCGCAGAUAAUAAUGAAACUGAAUUCACAUCCGAUUCUGACAAAUUUUCCGAUGCCGAAGAAAUGUCCAAAGGUCAGAGAAAGGAUACAGAAGUAGAUGCUGAAGUUAGAGAUUCGAAUGCGAAGAAACAGAAACACUCGUCUGCUAGAGGAGACGAGGCAAAGAAAACGAAAAUCGAAAAGGAAAAGAACAAGAAAGAAAAGAAUACAAAGAAGGAAGAGGCCAAGAAAGUAAAGAACACAAAGAAGGAAAAGACCAAAGAAGUAAAGAACACAAAAAAGGAAGAGACGAAGGAAGACAAGAAAGAAGAAAAGAAUACAAAGAAGGAAGACACCAAAGAAGAAAAGAAUGCAAAGAAGGAAGACACCAAAGAAGAAAAGAAUGCAAAGAAGGAGGACAUCAAAGAAGUAAAGACCACCAAGAAGGAAGAGACCAAGAAGAAGACGAGAGCAGUGGAAGAGCAGGAUCCCACCGCCGACGAAGAUUCUGAUCCAUAUAGGCUCAUGUUGUUCCACCGCUUGACAGAGUUUCCGGCGAUAAUGUGCAUCCUCAACCAGUAUCAGCAAGCGAGGGUCGGGGGUCUCAUGUCCAUGCCGAUUGCUCUAAUGGAAUUUUGCCUGGCAAUGGCCACCUUACCAGCCACUGCGAUAGUUGUUCCAGUCUCGCACAUCUGCAGCACUCCAAUUUUCGUCGCGGACUGGUGUCUGUGCAAAGGUCUGGAUGUAGUACAAGCAGUAUGUCCGUGCCUUGCAGUGCCUCCCGAAAAAAAAAUUAAAAAGCGUAAAACUCCGAAAAACUCUAAGAAAUGUGAAUAAAUCAGUUCUAUGAUUCAACCAGUUACCUACUGGCAAGAUUGAACUCCUUGUACGGAUAUCUUGGUGGAGAGUCAAUUUGUGAGCAGAAUAUUCAAUUUCAUAACUUCGAAAGUUUCAAAUAUUAAAACGUUUUUAAUUAAAAAUAAUAGUAAUAAAUAACG